Messenger RNA from Phalaenopsis equestris, 539 nucleotides. RefSeq names its product dephospho-CoA kinase. Lineage: Eukaryota; Viridiplantae; Streptophyta; Magnoliopsida; Asparagales; Orchidaceae. Gene Ontology annotation, biological process: coenzyme A biosynthetic process. Gene Ontology annotation, molecular function: ATP binding; dephospho-CoA kinase activity. The record is from RefSeq and is a predicted model, not a curated record.
UGUCUGCCCCUCGUUCCAGUCAAACACGCCGCCGGGGCUGAACUUUGAUUGACCGCCAUCGGCUACUUGGUGGUGGAGAGUGAAAGGCAGCGAGACGAAUAUGAGGAUCGUCGGAUUGACGGGAGGGAUCGCCUCAGGAAAGAGCACGGUUUCUGCUCUCUUUAGAUCCAGCGGCGUCCCUGUCGUGGACGCCGAUCUUGUCGCUAGGGAUGUUGUAAAAAAAGGGACACCUGGAUGGAGAAAGGUUGGUGCUGCAUUUGGAGAUGAUAUUUUGCUAGAAAAUGGAGAGAUCGAUAGAUCACGCCUUGGACAGAUUGUUUUUUCUGAUGUAGCAAAACGUCAACUUCUGAACCGUCUAUUAGCUCCACAUAUAUCUUAUGGUAUAUUCUGGGAAAUUAUGAAGCUUUGGCUUAAGGGAUAUAAAGUCAUUGUACUUGACAUCCCAUUAUUAUUUGAAGCUAAGAUGGAUCGAAUGACGAAGCCUAUUAUCGUCGUAUGGGUAAAUCCUGAAACGCAGCUGCAGCGGCUAAUGGAUAGAG